CUCAGAGUCACCCCUCACCUCACAAUGCAGUCCGGUGGCCUCUUCCCCCUCGUGCUUCUUGCCCUGGGCACCCUGGUACCUUGGACUGUGGAAGGUGCUGGAAAUUCGUUGAAAGCUGGAGCCUGCCCUCCUGUAAAACCUGGUCGAUGCCUUAACGUAUUUGAGACCCCUGAGUGCCAGAGUGACUGGCAGUGUCCAGGGAGGAAGAUCUGCUGCUCUGAUGCUUGUGGAAUCAGAUGCCUGGACCCUGUCAUCUCUGACCAAACGUGUAUGAAGCCUGGCAAGUGUCCUGUGGUCAAUGGCCGGUGUCUGAUCCUCAAUCCCCCCAACCACUGUGAGACAGACCAACAGUGCGUGGGUGACUUCAAGUGCUGUAGGGGCCUGUGCGGGAAAGCCUGCGUGGAACCUGAAUUAGCCUGAUUCCUGUCAUUCAGAAGAGGUUCUGGAUUCCUAGUCUGUGGUCUGGGGCUCGGAUCACUGGGGCACUCCAUGGCGAAGACUUGGUUCUACCAUUAAGAUCUUCUUGGGGGGAAGGCGUGGCACACAGUAGGCUUUCAGGAAAUUGGUGAAUAAAUA
Messenger RNA from Prionailurus viverrinus (fishing cat), 576 nucleotides. It is a transcript of the gene SLPI, whose product is annotated as secretory leukocyte peptidase inhibitor. The record is from RefSeq and is a predicted model, not a curated record. NCBI's taxonomy places the organism in Eukaryota, Metazoa, Chordata, Mammalia, Carnivora, Felidae. Bases 25 to 420 code for a protein of 131 amino acids. The transcript has 4 exons. Gene Ontology annotation, molecular function: peptidase inhibitor activity. Gene Ontology annotation, cellular component: extracellular region. Gene Ontology annotation, biological process: antibacterial humoral response; innate immune response.